Magallana angulata is the source of this 7810-nucleotide messenger RNA. RefSeq names its product ubiquitin carboxyl-terminal hydrolase 32-like. Gene Ontology annotation, molecular function: cysteine-type deubiquitinase activity; calcium ion binding. The transcript has 34 exons. NCBI's taxonomy places the organism in Eukaryota, Metazoa, Mollusca, Bivalvia, Ostreida, Ostreidae. Gene Ontology annotation, cellular component: Golgi apparatus. The coding region runs from base 302 to 4897 and encodes 1531 amino acids. The record is from RefSeq and is a predicted model, not a curated record. Gene Ontology annotation, biological process: protein deubiquitination.
AGGUCAUUAGUGUUGUUGUUGACUUGAACAUGAUGAAACUGGAAUGGAAAUAGCACUGGCAAAUAUAUGCACACGUACGAGGGUGUGUUAAUAUAAAAAAAAUCUGGACUUAUUUAAACGCUUCGCAUACUGGCCUAAUUUCAUAGACCUACCUACAAACCUAUGUGCAUAAAUCUCGCGAGAUGUCAUUAUCGUCGCGUGAUUUAAGAUGGACGAAAGAAGAAGGAACUUCGUAAAGAUUUAUAAAUAAUGAUGCAUAAUUGUGGUGAAAGUUGUGUUUGAAACUGCGUUUUUGUUCAGAAUGGGAGCUAAAGAAUCCAAGCUUCAGUACUUUCCUUUCGAGGAGGCAUGUAAACGAAUGAAGGACACAGAGAUGAAACGCUCCAAGGAUGCCUUCAAAAGAGUGGCCACACUAGGUGGACAGAUGUCCGACAUUGUCUUCUGCCGCGAAGUACUAGGAGAUGGUGUUCCAGCUGGUAUUGCCAAUCUUCUGUAUAGAGGAUUUGGGGGUACUUCCAAGGGAUUAUCUCUAAAGGACUUGCUCUGUGGAUUGGUUAUCCUCACCAAAGGCUCUCAAGAGGAGAAAAUAAAAUUGCUGUUUGGGAUGUACGCGGAUGACAGUUACUCCUACGUACAGAAGGAGGAGAUGGACCGACUAGUACUGGAGUCAGAGGGACAGAUCUCCGUCGCCCUCUCUGACCUUUUUCAGGAGAAUGACCAGGUUUCCUUUGAUUAUUUUCGACUGUGGGUGAAGAAACAUCCCGACGCCACAGAAAUGACCAAAUGGCUUCUGAUGGAACAUAUGACAGUCAGUCUCUCUGACGACACCGACACGCCCACCUUCUACCAGACUUUAGCUGGGGUCACACACUUGGAAGAAACAGACAUUAGUGAACUAGAGAAAAGGUAUUGGACUCUGAAAUCCCAGUCUAAGAGUGGAAAGUUUGACCUUGACACAUUCAAGGCCAUGGUGUGUCCACCUGUUCCGGAGGCGAUUUGUGAGAGUCUUUUCCAUGCCUUUGAUGAAAAUCGAGACAAUCAUAUUGACUUCAAAGAAAUGGCCUGUGGAAUAUCAGCAUGUUGUAGAGGUCCUGGUACUGAGAGACAAAAAUUUUGCUUCAAAGUGUUUGAUGUCAACCAUGAUGGCAAAUUAUGUGAAAGAGAACUGGUACAAAUGGUGCAAGCUCUGCUUAGAAUUCGUCAAGAGAACCACCCAUCUGACUCAAUGGAGUGUGAUCCUUUCUACAAAAUGGAACCGGAGACUGUAGCUCGAGAAAUCCUGGCAAGCCAUGACAGCGACAAGGAUGGCUGUAUCAGCCAGGCGGAGUACUUAGUGUGGACGGUCAAUAACGCCCUGGCAGAUAAUUUCCUAGAUUUACUCAGUCAGAUAUGUCAUCUGGUAAUGGGGCUAAAACCUCAAUCUAAAGAAGAGGAAGGGGAGAUAAUUAAACAAUGGCUUCAAAGAGAAUCAAAGAAAGCUUUUGAAGUUGGACAGGUGUGGUAUUUGAUCAGUAUGGGAUGGUGGAAUUCAUGGAUUGAAUAUGUCACCCCACAAAUUCAGCUAGUUAAUGGUAGAUUAGAUAACGGUGAAGGAGACAGAGUGAACGGUACAGAGACUCUACACAAGAUCACCAAGGGCAAGCAAGCAUCAAAAGCUUUGCCUUGGGAUGAUGACUCUGUCAUCAUUGUCAACAUGAUCACCAAGGGAAAGAACUCUGAAUACAACACUCAGCUCAAUGGCAGCCUCAAGUCUAGCACAAUCCCCCAGAGAUCCCAGUCUGCCUGUAGUAGUCCCAUCAAGACCUGCCUGUCCGCCUCAGACUCCAAUGGAUUUACCAGCGUCAGUCCGGGACCAUCCCCGAAACUCCGAAAGAAGGGUCUGCAGCAGACAUGUGCUCUCCCAGUGAAGCCAGGGCCAAUAGACAACUCUAAUCUCAUCACACCCAACAACUCAAAGGUAGUGAGUCUUACUGCAGAGGGAGGCAGGCUUCGCCGAGACACGAUGCUAGUAAGGGGCAAGGAUUUUGAAUUGGUUCCUGAGGUUAUAUGGAGGGCAUUGUCAACCUGGUAUGGGGGAAAUAUCGCUCUACCCAGAACAGUAAUUUCUUCAAAGAACAACAAUGGCAACCCAGAACUGGAGCUGUACCCAAUCACUGUAAAGCUGUUACGACACCAGAUUGUUCCUCAGCGCCCCGCCCCUACCUCAUUUACAGGGGUCAUGUCCGGAAUUGGUGGCAUGGCUCUCAGUAUGACAAAUUAUGUCUCCAGUGCCCCACCCAUUCCUAGGCGAUAUGUUGCAUUCACAGCAACCUUCAGCAAGCAGCAUACCAUUCAGCAAAUUUAUGAAUUUCUGUGUACCAAAGUACGAUUUAUCAGGGAAGACAUCAGAUUAUGGAAAAUCGGAAAUAAAGAUGAUAUCAUGACACUGCUAGAAGAUGAAUCCAUGACAGUAGAGGAUUGUGGGAUAGAAGAGAACCAGUCAAUAUUGAUAGAAGUUCGAAAUAAGGAUCUGACAUGGCCAGAGGAGAUAUCUCAAUUGGCAAAGAACAAAACAUGUCGGAAGGAACAGGUGCCCACCCAGAAAGGUGCCACAGGGCUCAACAAUCUGGGCAACACCUGUUUUAUGAAUGCUGCUGUGCAGUGUGUAUCUAAUACUUGGCCUCUCACUCAGUAUUUUAUUGGAGGUCUUCAUCUGUUUGAACUAAACAGGUCAAACCCUUUAGGAAUGAAGGGACAUAUAGCUCAGCGAUAUGGAGAACUAGUCAAAGAUCUAUGGAGUGGUACAUCCAAAACCAUAGCUCCUCUUAAACUCCGGUGGACCAUUGGUAAAUACGCACCACGUUUUAAUGGUUUCCAACAGCAUGACUCUCAGGAAUUGUUAAGCUUUCUUUUGGAUGGUCUCCAUGAAGAUCUCAACAGGGUGCACGUCAAACCAUACGUGGAGCUGAAGGACAGUGAUGGCAGGGAGGAUGAAGUUGUUGCAGAGGAGGCAUGGGAAAACCACUUGAGAAGGAAUCAGUCCAUUAUAGUUGAUCUCUUCCAUGGUCAACUCAAGUCCCAGGUGCGCUGCAAAGAAUGUGGGCACUUAAGUGUCCGAUUUGACCCAUUCAACUACCUCUCUCUUCCUCUCCCAAUGGACAGCUGUAUUCAUCUGGAAGUCAUAGUGACAAGACUAGAUGGAUCAGUACCAAUCAAGUAUGGGAUCCGACUAAACAUGGACGAGAAAUACAAAGCCCUGAAGAAAGAGCUCAGUCGGCUGACCAGCAUUCCUCCCGACCAGAUCUUGUUUGUGGAAAUCAUGGGACCAAUCGUCAAGGCAUUACCAAAGGACAAUCAAAUGGUGAAGACGCUGGUAGGAGGAGUGCUGUAUGCCUACGAACUCCCUCCUCAUGAGGAGAUCAAACCAAUGACAAUCGAGGAGGAGAAAGGUACUGUCCUCAAAAACUCUGUGGGCCUCAAUGACAUCCAGCGAGGACUGGCCACCAAAAAAAUUCAGCAGAAGUUAGAAAAUGGCCCCUCAUCAGUAUCCAAUGCAUUAACAGUGGAGGAUUCCUCUGCCAACAACACACCCACACAUUCCCGCCACCCCAGUGAUGUCCCCACCAUGGGCAGUCUCCAGCCAACACCAGAAAACCCCGCCCCCAAACCCUCCUCAGAACUCUUCUCUGGCUUUGUUAUUGGAGUUCACAGGAAAAUGAACCUGAUGGACGUCUAUUUCCUUUCCUCACAAAAGGCGCGACCCGGACUGUUCGGUACUCCCAUCAUCCUCCCCUGUGUGGAGGACACGACCAAUCAGGACCUGUAUCAGUUUGUGUGGACCCAGGUGUCCAGACUGGUCAGUCCCCUCCCUCCCUCAGAGUCCAAGUCAGCAAACCACGCCCAGGACUGUGAUGACAGUUUGGGUUAUGAAUACCCAUUCACUCUCAAAGUUGUCAAGAAAGAUGGUUUUUCUUGUGCGUGGUGUCCAUGGUACAGGUUUUGCAGAGGAUGUAAAGUUGAGUGCAAUGCAGAAGACUUUAAUUUUGGGGGUUCAUUUCUCGCCAUUGACUGGGAGCCCACAGCUCUACAUUUACGAUAUCAAACAGCAUUAGAAAGACUAUAUGAGGACCAUGACAGUGUGGAGGAUAGCCGGCGGAAACAGACAGAGCCCAUCAACCUGGACACGUGUCUGCAGGCCUUCACCACGGAGGAGGAGCUAGGGGAGGAUGAGCUCUACUACUGCUCCAAGUGUAAAAAACACUGCCUGGCCUCCAAGAAACUAGAUAUAUGGAGGCUUCCUCCCAUACUGAUUGUUAAUUUAAAAAGAUUCCAGUUUUUAAAUGGCCGCUGGGUCAAGUCCCAUAAAAUAGUGAACUUUCCUGUAGAGGACUUUGACCCCUCAAACUAUUUAGCUCCCCGAGUGUCCUCUAGUGAUGAUGAUAAACAAUCAGUGACUUGUGUAUGUCAAAGUGAAACAUCUGCUGUAGUCGAAAAUGUGCCAAAUGGAGACAUUCCAAACCAUAGAGAUGACCAGACUCAUGGAGACAUGACAUAUUCACCAGACUCCUUGAAUUCACCUUGUAUGAAAUGUCAGCUCACUCGAAACAUUCCCACCGAUGAAAGUCCCAUCAAGUACGAUCUAUCCUCAAUGUCGUGUCAUACAGGAAUCUUGGGAGGAGGCCAUUAUGUAUGUUAUGCCAAAAAUCCCAACCAGAAAUGGUAUUGCUACAAUGACAGUAGUUGUAAAGAGUGUUCUGUGGAACAGAUGGACUGUAACUCAGCUUAUAUAUUAUUCUAUGAGAGACAGAAUAUAGACUUUAGUCACUUCAUGCCCGAUGUUGAAGGAAAAGAACCAGAUCUACAAGAAAUUGAUGAUGAGUUUGAGUCCGACCUUAAAAAGGCUUGUGUACUACAGUGAAUAUAGGUCAAGGUCAUUAUUUAUCAGAUUGCAUGACAAGUAUUGAAUGUACUUUUUGGCAAACCAGUCAAUAUUAAGAGUCAGCUUUUCCAUUUUUAUCUUUUUUUCCCACUGUACUGUAGGAAAACUUUGAAAUCCAUGUUUUCUACAUGAAUCAUUGCAUUUGUUGAUUUUGUGGUCUUUUUCAGUGAAUGGACAGUUCGUAGAUUUUUUUUUUUUAAAUUAUUGAAAUAAGUAAUAUCCAUGUGUUUGAAUUUUACUACAAAAAUAUGUUUAUUAUUUGAUUUUUGAAUACUGAUUUUGAGCUGUGUUACGAUUUUUAUGUGUUUGUAUGAAAGACUCAUUUUUAAAAAAAAAUGAAGAUGGGUUGCGAUAUAAAUUGAAUUUCUUGGAUGACAAAUGACUUUGAUGAAAGGAUAUUUUCAUGUUUUUAAAAAUAAAGUUUGAAGUAACUGUAAGAAAAAAAACCCCUGAUGUGACUACUACUGUUGAUACAUGUACAUGUAUUAAAACUCUGCUUCCUUUUACUAGUAGUUCAUACUUUGUCUAUUCUUUUCAAGUCGAUUUUUUUCCUUCAUUUUAUUAAUCACUAGUCAGUCUUUUGGUCAUAUACUCCGUGCCUUAGUUACUAAUACCAUUCAUGUGGAUAUGAAUGCUCUUGUACUACUAGACAGGGAUUAUGCUAAACUAAAGAGAGUUUUUAGAUAUAAAUUAAGUUGAUCACAAUGCAUUUUGUUGUGAAUAAAAGGCAAUACAUGUAUUAAAUUGACCCGUGUAUCAUUUCAUUGUGGGACAAAUGAUUCUUCAAAACAUCAUUUAGGAUUUUUCAUCAGCAAGAUGUGAUUAUGCUUGUACUAAAUACACAUUCCAAUGACUUUCAUUUACACUUAACACGCAUUCAUACAAAAAGGAUAAAGAGUCGUCAGUCUGCCAGGCAAAAUUUCAAAUUUGUCCAGUUGAUAAUUUAAUUAGGAUCUAAGAUAUGUUUUUGACUGUGAAUUGAUUAUUAAUAUAAAUUUGAUUUAAUAUUUAAUUUAAAAUUUUCUCCAAAAAAUUUAUAGUAUUUCAUUCGAUUGUUAACUUGUCUAAAGAUGUUUGCAAAAAUAAGUCAAUGCUAGCACCAAAUCUAAGAGUUCUUCAGAAUGGUAAGAUACAGAAUGGUUAUUUGGACAGUACAAUGUACUUGUUUUUUCAACAGUUCUGGUUUCAGUUUGGCUGCCAGGCCCCUAACAUUUAAACAUCCCCAAAAUAUCUGAGCAAAAAUUUAUAUCAUUACUCUGAACCAGGUAUGACACGCAUGUAAUAAAUAUCAGCAAUAUUCGCAAACAGUUUCUAUUCUCAGAUAUUUAUUGUUUUUUAAAAGUAAAAUUACAACUUGCUUACAAAUAUUAUUUUUUGAAAAUGAGUUCUUAACUUACCAUUUGUGAAUUAAACAUUUAUUUCAUAACUCUGAAUUCAGUCAGUGACCUCUUUGCGCUAACAUCAGUGCAAACAAAAGAUAUCGAUAUAAGUUGUAGAACUUGUUUAUCAAUUAUUGUAAAAUAACUAAAGUUCAGGUGUUUUUAAGAUUAAAAAUAAGGUGUAUAACUCUUGGUUUACUGUAAAUGUUAAAAUGGAAAAAGAUGGUUGCAUUGUCUUUCAGAAAAUUUUUUUUUAUCUAUUUAUUUUAAAAUACUUUAUCAUUACAAAAGAUUAUCUAGUCCUACCCAAAAUUGUCAAUAAAAAAUAACAGAGCGAAGUAUUUGUGCAGUCUUAAAAUGUUGUUUGCAUCAAUGGUAGAGCAGUGGAAACCAAUGAAUCUAAAUUGCUAAUAUGGAUAGAAAUGCAUUUUCAGGAAUUUGUUUUUCUAUAUCAAUUACUUUAUAUCAAGAAAUGUGUUUUUUAAUCAAUCUGUCAAAUAUAAUUUUGAGAGAAAAAAUGUAAAUGUACAUGUAUUUAUCAUUCUUACAUGUACAAACUUGUAUAUUCUUUUAAAAUUGAAAAUGUUAAUUUGAUUUCAAAGUUUAAUUGUGUUAAUUUUGUCCUUCGUUCUUGUUGUCUAUCUUGCCUACCUCAUUAUCUUGGAGUCUUUGUUGAAAUCAAUGAUAUUUUGUGAUUUAUUUGUAACAUAUUUACAUAAUUAUAGCAACAGUUUAAUUUUUUCAUGUUUUGAGUUUGUGUUUCUAUGUGUAACUCUGUGUAGGUGCUUCUUGCUGUAAACACUAUACACCAUUAUCGUUAUUUCUCUAUGUUGAACAUAGUGAGUAAUGCUGUACUUAUUGGUGUAAAAUUAUAAUAUGUACAUGUUUAUUUGAUAAAAAAAAAGACUUUAAAUAUUACAAUAACGCAUGCACAUUUUUGAAACAGCUGUGUGUUAAAACUGUGAUUCCAGUCCUGCAAAAAUCAACUAUCAGUUUUAUAUCAUCCUGUAUGAAAUCUUUUCUACUUCAAUUCAUUCAGUUUAUCUUCAAAAUGUCUAAACAUUUGCUGUGUAGAGUUGAUACAUGUUAUCAGUUUUACUGAAGAAAUAUUACACUGCUUUCAGUCAUAAAGGCCCACCAUAGUAUAUGCUGCUGAAUGGCUUCUUGCUUUCAAAAAGAUAUCUUGUUUUCUAAACUUUGUGAAUAAUCAUCAUCAAUCAAUCUGUAGUUGAUCAAUCUUGUUAAUCACCUUUUAAACAGUAACAAGUGUUUAAAUUGUGUACACUGAAUGCGAAAAAAUCCUGGAGAACUGUUUGAUUGUUGUUAAGUACUGUAGUAGUACAAUUCAUUACCUGUUGACUGUGAUUCUUUGUGUAAACUUUGUGAUUUGUCCGUGUAGACGUCAAUUGCAGAUAUCUGUGAUAUUUAGUCAGUUUUUGUUGAUGCUUUUAUUCCACAACAGUAGGAAGCAUCUUUGCCAUUCCUAUAUUCAGUAAAACAUUUAAAUAUGGAA